This is a messenger RNA of Mesocestoides corti, 513 nucleotides long. The record is from the annotation of a GenBank genome assembly. NCBI's taxonomy places the organism in Eukaryota, Metazoa, Platyhelminthes, Cestoda, Cyclophyllidea, Mesocestoididae.
AUGGCAACCGCAUCAAGCGAUUCGGUUUUACAUGAGAAAUUUCUUCUCUUUUGUGAUUUUGUGAAAAAGGGUUCCACCACCGCUACCGACAAGACCGUUAAAAGGAUCUUUACAGACGGUGGGAUAUACUGCAAAGGAAUGGACGCUAACAGAGUGGAUAUAGAAUUCCGUGGACAUAUAGGGAAUAAUAAACGAGACGUAGACUUCAAGGGCUUUGUGGACUUUCUUGAAGGUCGCUUGGCGAAGACCUACGCAGCAGCCCAAGGCAUCGACGACGUGGCUGAGGCGGCUGCUCAACUCAAGGCGAAGGUGGAGAACGCCACUCCUCAAUUACGCGGAGCCACGAAAACCAGCAACGACGCAACAACAGCCAGGUUGACCGACGUAAGAGGCUUCACUGGGUCCGCCAAGGAACGGUUCGAUCCCUCAACGGGCAAGGGAAAGGGCAAGGCAGGUCGCGAGGAUCCUCUUCCAGCGUUCACCUCCUCUGGGAUUUCAGCCCCUCGAAAAUAA